This is a messenger RNA of Tripterygium wilfordii, 1148 nucleotides long. Its product is annotated as 40S ribosomal protein S3a. The coding region runs from base 103 to 888 and encodes 261 amino acids. Gene Ontology annotation, cellular component: ribosome; cytosol. Gene Ontology annotation, molecular function: structural constituent of ribosome. The record is from RefSeq and is a predicted model, not a curated record. NCBI's taxonomy places the organism in Eukaryota, Viridiplantae, Streptophyta, Magnoliopsida, Celastrales, Celastraceae. The transcript has 6 exons. Gene Ontology annotation, biological process: translation.
UUGGGUACACGACUCCUUCCUUCCACCUUAUUCCGCAGCCGUAGCCUCACCUCCUCUAACCUUCCUCUUCCUCUCUGAACUCUCCAAAGCUCAUCUCCAACAAUGGCGGUCGGGAAAAACAAGAGAAUUUCGAAAGGAAAGAAAGGAGGCAAGAAGAAGGCGGCCGACCCAUUUGCUAAGAAGGACUGGUACGAUAUCAAGAGUCCUUCUGUCUUCACUACCCGAAACGUUGGGAAGACUCUUGUUACCCGUACCCAGGGUACGAAGAUUGCCUCAGAAGGACUCAAACACCGUGUGUUUGAAAUAUCACUAGCUGACCUUCAGGGUGGUGAUGAAGACCAUGCUUACAGAAAGAUCAGACUAAGAGCUGAAGAUGUUCAAGGGAGGAAUGUCCUAACAAACUUUUGGGGGAUGGACUUUACCACUGAUAAGUUGAGGUCCUUGGUCCGAAAAUGGCAGACUUUAAUUGAAGCCCAUGUGGAUGUGAAGACCACUGACAGCUACACUCUGAGGAUGUUCUGUAUUGGUUUCACCAAGAGGCGCCCAAAUCAGGUCAAGAGGACAUGCUAUGCACAGUCCAGUCAGAUCAGACAGAUCCGUCGUAAGAUGAGGGAGAUCAUGACUUCCCAAGCUACUUCUUGUGACUUGAAGGAAUUGGUUCGCAAGUUCAUUCCUGAGAUGAUUGGUAAAGAGAUCGAGAAGGCAACUUCAAGCAUCUACCCCUUGCAAAAUGUUUUCAUUCGCAAAGUGAAGAUCUUGAAAGCUCCCAAGUUUGAUCUUGGAAAGUUGAUGGAGGUCCAUGGUGAUUACUCCGAAGAUGUUGGUGUGAAGUUGGACAGGCCUGCUGAUGAAACAAUUGCUGAACCUGUGGAAGUUGUUGGAGCUUAAUGAAAGUUUCUUCUCUAUCAUAGUUUUGACUCUUGCAUUUUGUUUAUCUUUGGGUACUUGAAUGUUUUUGCUUGGAACCACAUGGUUAAAGCGGAGAUUUAGAAUUAUGGUAUUUGAUAUCAGGAACGAGCUUACGAUAUUUUCUUUAACCUAGGGAACCUUUUUUUUUUUGCCUUGAAUAUUUAUUGCUGGUUCAUGGUUGUUAUGUCUUGAUCUUGCAUUCAAUCCUGUAUUUUCAAUACCAAACUAGUUUUUGAGUA